AUGGAGUGGUUGUGGAGCACCACGGUGCUGUUGGUGCCCGCUGUGGUGGUCCUCACGGCGGGGUUCUUCUACCUGUACGGCCUGGUCCUGGGGCUGCUCUCCAAAACAUCUGUGAGGAACAAGGUGGUUCUGCUGAGUGAUGCGCUCACAGGUCUGGGGAAAGAGUGUGCAGGUCUGUUCCACCGCGGUGGAGCUCGUCUGGUGCUCUGUGGGAGAGACUGGGACCAACUGGAGGAGUUGUCUGAAGAACUGAGCCGUAACUCAGACCCUGCCGUGACGUUCCCGGUGAAGUUGGUUCUUCUGGACUUCGGGGACAUGGACUCUCUUCCUGAGGCCGUGGAGGAGAUCCUGGAGUGUUACGGCUGUUUGGACAUUCUGAUCCUCAACAGCUCCAUCAAGGUGAAGGCUCCAGCUCACAGCGUGUCUCUGGAGAUGGACAAACUGCUCAUGGACAACAACUACUUUGGCCCCGUCACUCUGACCAAAGCCGUGCUCCCGACCAUGAUCUCCAGAAGAACCGGACACAUUCUGCUCAUCAACAGCAUCCAGGCCAAGCUCCCGGUGCCCUUCCGCUCCACCUACGCGGCGUCGAAACACGCGGUGCAGGCGUUCUUCGACUGCGUCAGGGCCGAGGUGGAGGAAUACGGCAUCACUGUGAGCUCCAUCAACCACACCUUCAUCAGCCCCAACGCCACACCAGAGCAAGAGCGCCCCCUGUGGUCCUGGCUGUACUCCAGGAAGCCACUGGGGGUCACCGUGGACGAAGCUGCCACUGAGAUCGUGAAGACGCUGAACAACAGAAAAAGAGAGGUGCUGAUGGUGCCGUCUCUCCCCAAAAUGGCCGUCUACGCCAGAUCCUUUUUCCCAAACAUCUUCUUCGCCGUGAUCGCGGCCGGAGUCAAGGACGCCGCCUCCGACAAUCUGCAGUAGAUCUGUGUAAAGCAUUAAAGAGGGGGUAUUGUUCAGUUUCGUCCACCCCCUUCCUUUGCUCGCUCUGUUAAGUCACUCCCCCUUCAGAG
This is a messenger RNA of Boleophthalmus pectinirostris (great blue-spotted mudskipper), 1019 nucleotides long. RefSeq names its product dehydrogenase/reductase (SDR family) member 7Ca (gene dhrs7ca). Gene Ontology annotation, biological process: regulation of release of sequestered calcium ion into cytosol by sarcoplasmic reticulum. The transcript has 7 exons. Gene Ontology annotation, cellular component: sarcoplasmic reticulum membrane. The record is from RefSeq and is a predicted model, not a curated record. NCBI's taxonomy places the organism in Eukaryota, Metazoa, Chordata, Actinopteri, Gobiiformes, Gobiidae. Bases 1 to 930 code for a protein of 309 amino acids. Gene Ontology annotation, molecular function: all-trans-retinol dehydrogenase (NAD+) activity.